This is a messenger RNA of Didymosphaeria variabile, 243 nucleotides long. RefSeq lists its product as uncharacterized. The record is from RefSeq and is a predicted model, not a curated record. NCBI's taxonomy places the organism in Eukaryota, Fungi, Ascomycota, Dothideomycetes, Pleosporales, Didymosphaeriaceae. The transcript is spliced from 2 exons. The coding region runs from base 1 to 243 and encodes 80 amino acids.
AUGUCUGGCCAACAGAACGGCGACGCCGGCGACCAUGUCGAGCCAGAUUUUGCGCAGGCCUUCAAGGAGCUCGCUCGCGGGGAAGGCGCAGCCACUGCUCUGGAGAACCACCUCGACGCACUGGAAAAGAAGAUCGAGGAGAUGCUCGCAAAAGCUGAAGAAGAUGAGAAAGACCGCAAAUCACGACCCAAACCAUCGGCCACUGACUCGUCUUCGAACGAUGGGAGCAAACCAGCAGCUUGA